CUUGUAUUUGAAUUGUUGAGCUACAACUGAUCAGAAUGAGCUACAUUGCUGCAUUUUUUGUCCUUGUACUCUCGCAGCAAACUCUGGCAAAAAAUUUUGUGCAAUCAUAUACUGGCUGCACAGACUUCUGCUACAAAUCCAUAAAAUCAGUCUUGGAUCAGCAGCUUAUGAUGCAACGGCAACUGAAUAACAUGGAAAACAAUUGGAUGAUGCACAAGAAUUGGACUGAACUUGGAAUAGUAAACCAUCAAGACAAACUGGAGAGCAGACAAAAACUAGAGGAAAUCGAAACCAAACUAAAACAAAACGAGGAUACCUCAUCGGCGCAAGCGGCAAGACUAGACAGUGUAGAACAUAAAUUAGUUGAACGCCAAAGGAUGGACACAUCUGCCGAAAACGGGCUGUUGGAAAUGAUCGAAAGAGUGAAACAAAACUUGUCAGAUCAGCAGGAAAGAAACGAUUCUGAUAUGGGCAGGCUGAGCGAAAGACUGGGUGGACUGGAGAAAUGGAUCACAGAGCAGCAGGAGAGGGCUGCUUUGGCCGAAAGCACAGCCACAGAGAGACUUGAAAAAUUGGAAGACAAACAAAGACAGCUGGUUGCGGGGGCACAGCAGAUGCUGGAGAUGCUAGGACGAAUGGAAAACCAGAUCGCAGUCGAGCAGGCGAGGGUUGGCAAUGGCACGUCCUAUUUAGACAAGUUGCGGGAUAAAGCAGAGGUACUAGAGAAACAGAUCACAGGACAAGAAGAAAGGGUCUCUUUGGAUGAAAUCUUAGUUACGAAGAGAAUCUCCAACAUUGAGAAAGUGCUGUCCGAGCAACGGGACAAUAUAACUUCAAAUAUUAGUAAAGUGGCUGAUGGUCUUAGCGGCAUAAAGGAUCAAUUGUCUGGCCAAAAAUUGAAGCAUAUCGCUGAAGCCGCAAAGGUCAGGGAAAGUAUUGCCAACCUAGAGAAAGACUUAACAGACAGGCAACAAAAGAUCGAGUCGGAUGGAAGUAAACUGGCAGAGGUACUGAACGGGCUCGAAAAUAAGUUUUCAGGCCAUGAAAGGAAACUUGAAAAUGACGAAAGGACUCUGUCGGACUCACAGACCAGACUGUCGCAGCUGCAGGAUCAAUUGACGAAUCAACAGAAAACAAUGUCUACCCACGAGGCAGCUGUUAAGGAGUCAGAGUCCAAAUUAAAAACACUCUGGAAGUACCGGUUCGUUUCGUUUGAGAAACUUGGCUCAAAGUUGUAUUAUUUUGUGAUGAACGAGAGACUAAACUGGACAGAUGCUCGGGAUAGAUGCCAAGAGCUGGACAGCCACUUGGCUAGCCCGCAGAACCAGCAGGAGUACGACUUAGUGACAAAGGCUCUACCCGGCGUUCUUCAAUUCUGGUUGGAUUUUAAUGAUAUUGAAAAAGAAGGGGAGUAUAUGUUGAGUGCUACUGGGCAGAAGGCCACUUUCUUGAAAUGGAGGCAAUACCCAGAUAACUGGAGGGGCAAUGAAGAUUGUGUAGAACUGACCAGAGAUGGAAUGAACGAUUUGGAUUGUUCGAAAAAACAUUUUUACAUUUGUCAAAAAUAGUUGUAUUCUACAGUAAAU
This is a messenger RNA of Drosophila pseudoobscura, 1586 nucleotides long. RefSeq names its product C-type lectin domain family 4 member M-like. The record is from RefSeq and is a predicted model, not a curated record. The transcript has 2 exons. NCBI's taxonomy places the organism in Eukaryota, Metazoa, Arthropoda, Insecta, Diptera, Drosophilidae. Bases 36 to 1568 code for a protein of 510 amino acids. Gene Ontology annotation, molecular function: signaling receptor activity.